Messenger RNA from Carlito syrichta (Philippine tarsier), 1028 nucleotides. It is a transcript of the gene HVCN1, whose product is annotated as hydrogen voltage gated channel 1. The transcript has 5 exons. Bases 79 to 828 code for a protein of 249 amino acids. Gene Ontology annotation, molecular function: voltage-gated proton channel activity. Gene Ontology annotation, biological process: proton transmembrane transport. NCBI's taxonomy places the organism in Eukaryota, Metazoa, Chordata, Mammalia, Primates, Tarsiidae. Gene Ontology annotation, cellular component: plasma membrane. The record is from RefSeq and is a predicted model, not a curated record.
GCCCUGCCUGAUGCGCUCACUCUCUGUCCCCGCCCCUAGGCGGUCACCCGCAGGGCCAAGGUGGCUCCAGCCGAGAGGAUGAGCAAGUUCCUGAGACACUUCACCGUCGUCGGGGAUGACUACCAGGCCUGGAACAUCAACUACAAGAAAUGGGAGAAUGAGGAGGACGAGGAGGAGGAGCCGCCACCCACGCAGGCCUCUGGCGAGGAGGGGACAGCCGCAGACCCCGAGGCUGCCCCUGUCUCCUCGCCCCGGCCUCCCCGCGACUUCAGGGCCACAUUGAGGAAGCUCUUCAGCUCCCACAGGUUUCAGGUCAUCAUCAUCUGCCUGGUGGUCCUGGACGCCCUCCUGGUGCUCGCCGAACUUAUCCUGGACCUGAAGAUCAUCCAGCCCGACAAGAACAAUUACGCUGCCAGGGUGUUCCACUACUUGAGCAUUGCCAUCUUGGUCUUCUUCAUGAUGGAGAUCUUCUUUAAGAUAUUUGUCUUCCGCCUGGAGUUCUUUCACCACAAGUUUGAAAUCCUGGAUGCAGUUGUGGUGGUGGUCUCGUUCGUCCUCGACAUUGUCCUCCUGUUCCGGGAGCACGAGUUUGAGGCUCUCGGCCUGUUGAUUCUGCUCCGGCUGUGGCGGGUGGCCCGGAUCAUCAACGGGAUAAUUAUCUCGGUUAAGACACGAUCAGAACGGCAACUCUUGAGGUUAAAACAGAUGAAUAUCCAGUUGGCUGCCAAGAUUCAACACCUUGAGUUCAGCUGCUCUGAGAAGGAACAAGAAAUCGAAAGGCUUAACAAGCUGCUGAGACAGCAUGGACUUCUUGGUGACGUGAACUAGACCUGGACCCGCCCCACUGCAAAGAGAAGACCCUGCCCCGACUCCUGGGGCCACCUGGGGAGAGGUGUAGUCGGACACCUUGCCACACCCCUGCCCUGCUUAGACUGUGGGGCACAGCCCGUCAGGAGGCUCUUUGCUCUUGGCACGAGAGCCACCCACCCCACUCCCACCCUGCGCUAUAACAAAUGUACCAGCUGAGU